Molecule: messenger RNA, 494 nt
Organism: Enterobius vermicularis (human pinworm)
Lineage: Eukaryota; Metazoa; Nematoda; Chromadorea; Rhabditida; Oxyuridae
Source: the annotation of a GenBank genome assembly
AUGGAGGGUAUGGUUCUUACGGCUAUGAAGAUUUCUCAGUCUUAUACUCCAAUCAGAUUUUUUCAGUCUCCUGAUCAAGAGUUUUAUGAAUGCUGUAAGGAAAGAGGCUUACCUCCUUCGUGUUUGGACAAGUGUUCUUAUUCAUCCUACUCUGGGAAAGCGCUUAGAGAUAUGUUCCUUCGCACUGAUACUUGCCCAGUUCGAGCUGCCAAUGACCUUCAUCUGUGUGCAACUAGAGGUCGUGAUCAUCGUAUGUGUUGUUACAAAAACGGUGUUACUAGCACAAUUGCUGGUGACAAGUGCUUGCUCUUUUGUCAGAAGCCACCUGAAAAUCAAACAGAAUUAGACUUAUCGUACUUGCCUUGCUACGACCAAUUUGAAGUAAUGAGGCAGUGCUUUUGGUCGGAUGCUGUUAAAGUUUACAAGAAGAAUUUUGAUUCAAUGUCAAGAGCAAUGUACAGGAAGACUCUCCAAAGAUAUACCGACUUUUAGCA